AUGUCCACUACUUUAGAUGAAGACCUUACCAACAGCAGAUUGGUUAGAUACAACGAUAUCCAACCGGAUGUGAUGAAGUACUUGUACAAUGUGAUAUCACCGCAUUAUCCCAACUUGUUUGCCAAAUACUCAACAAAAACUCAUUCUUUUGACGCUUUGAAUAUCAUAGAUCUACUACAUGAUGGCGAAGUACUAUGCCGCUUGGGCCAGCUAGUUAAAUUACCUUUAGGUACAAAGAACCCCACCACAAAAUUCAAGUCAUCGCAAAUGGCAUUCAUUCAAAUGGAGAACAUUUCUUGGUUUCUACAACUUUGCGAGAUGUUGAACUUGCCUCAUGAUGAGAUUUUCCAAACUGUUGAUUUGUAUGAGGGGAAGGAUCCGUAUCAAGUUUGCGUCACGUUGAUGUCAUUUUCUCGUAUAGUGAAUGGCUUGGACCCCAAUGUAUUUGGAGAAGUUAUAGGGCCAAAGAAGGUCAAAGUUAAGCCUGUUGUGCCGAAUAAACCAAGAAGUUUAAAGGACUGA
Lodderomyces parapsilosis is the source of this 522-nucleotide messenger RNA. RefSeq names its product Scp1p (gene SCP1). The record is from RefSeq and is a predicted model, not a curated record. The coding region runs from base 1 to 522 and encodes 173 amino acids. The transcript has a single exon. NCBI's taxonomy places the organism in Eukaryota, Fungi, Ascomycota, Pichiomycetes, Serinales, Debaryomycetaceae. Gene Ontology annotation, molecular function: protein binding.